AUGGGUGUGGGCAAGGCCGGCAAGGCUGACCAGGCGGAUCCAUCCGACCUGAACGGCUCAAAGCAAGACGAGGCAGAGCAAGCCGUGGUAGAGGAAGCUGCGGCAGGGGAAGCUGCAGCAGAGGAAGCUGCGGCGGCUCCUGAAACCAACGAUGUGCAGGCAUUGCCAGUAGCUGCACCAGACCCUCUGAAAGAUGGAGCUGAUGCAGGUCAAAAGGAGGUGCCUGCUACAGAGGACGAAGUGGACGACAUUGUUCCGUUCAUUUGCUACGAUGAGGAGAAGGGCAGCUUCUCCAAGGAUGACAGAUGGAUUCUGCCAAAGCGAAAUCAGUUUCCACUGAUCUUCUGUGCACUUCGCGUGCGCAUUCGGCUGGAGCCCUUUGAGCCUUCCAACACGUCUACGAAUCCGUGGAAUCUGUCGGCCGAAGAGGUGGAGGCUCUUCUGCGAAAAAGUCUUGGCCUAGAAGAUCUCCUGGUCCGCUUUGAUGACUGCCGUGAUCGGAUCGAUGCGGCGAUCAACGCGCGCGAGUUGGUUGCGGCCCUCAAGGCUGACUUGCCUGCAGGCCUAGGUGUCGGCGAUGUGAAAGAGGUGGCCGAGCACCAGAUGUUGGCCACCUUUGUUCAUGUCUUGGAAACUUCAGAUGACAUGGAUUCCGAAAGGAUCAGCUCUUUGGCAGCUCGUCUCAAAGAGGGCGGGUCAUGCGAUUCCAUUACCUUGGAGUUGCCUCAGAUUUGGAUCAUUUCGGACCCAGAUUUCAGGGCCAAGACUGCCAGCAUUGGCUUGUAUCCUGGCAGCUUCUGGAUGGGCUUCCUCAAGUCCUGGGGAGCAGUGAAGAUCGCUGAAGUAUUCUUCAGGAAGGUCGAUCCGGAAGCGCUGAAGCACAGGGAGCCGACGGUCACCGUUGCUGUCCAAUUUCGAGAGCGUGAGAACUUGAAGACGUGCUUCACCUUCCUGUACGACCGCUACCUCGUCCAUCCGAAGCAGAAAAAUGCACUGCGGCAGCCGUGGUGCAAGCUGGUGGACUUUGAGGAGUUCAAGGCCAAGACCUUGGGAAGGCCUGUGCCCAGCAGACCAAAGGCUGCAGCACCAGCUGCCGGCAAGUUGAAGAUCAAUCAGCCGACAAUGCAACAAGCUCCGCCAAAGCCCAAGGCCACUGCAAAAGCAGAGGCAAAGGCGGCCAGUGCCGACGAUUUCGAUCGCCAGUUGACUCCAGCAGAGGCCAUGCAAGGCCUCUCUGGAAGACAGCUGGAGGCUUUCCAGAUGGUGAUGAGCCGCAUGGAAAGACUUGAGCGAGAGAACCAGGAGUUGAUGCAGCUCCUUAUCCAAAUGCAAGGCUUGCUUCAGCAACAUCAGCAACGAAAUGCACAGCUUGUAGGACUAGCGCGUCCUGACCCGGUCAAUCCUCUCACAAGCAAUGCAGCCAGAGUUGCGGCGCUGCAUGCCCACCGGCAGCUCAUGGCGACCCAGCCCUGCGCAGUUGCAGCUGCCUCUGUGCCAUUGCCCAGGCCACCUGCGGCCCAGACGCCACUCACACCACCGCCUGCCGCUGCUGUGCUGAGCACCUUGGGUGACCCGCAGAAGCGAAAGGCCCCUGGUGAUGAUGCCGAGGCUGACGGUGACGAUGCCGAGGCGCCGUGGAAGCGACAAAGGCGAAGACAGCGGCGUGGGGCAGACGAUAAAUCAGCAGCUGAUGUGCCUCCAGGCGAACUUGAUGAGCUCGCGGCUGUGGAACCCGACGCAGCCGCAGCAGGGGCAGCAGCUCCCGAGGCGAACGGUGGCGAAGCUGCAGAGUCAUCCACAGGUCUCGCUGCAUACCACGAUGCCUUGCUUGGUAUGUAA
Molecule: messenger RNA, 1839 nt
Organism: Symbiodinium natans
Lineage: Eukaryota; Dinophyceae; Suessiales; Symbiodiniaceae
Source: the annotation of a GenBank genome assembly